AUGUGUCGAAUAGAUUAUACUCUGGGUAAGACUGGAAUCUGCUAUAAAGUGUACAUAAUUGCUAAAAACCAAGAGGACGCCAGCAAACAGUGCAAAGCAGAUGGUGGAUAUCUAAUAAACGUUGACACAGAUGUGAAAUAUGGCAAUGUGAAGAAUUUAUCGGGAUUUCCCACUACAUAUACUUACAUCGGUGGACGACGCAAAGACACAAACUCUCCAUGGAUGUUUGAACAUGGCUCUACAAGCGGAUACUUUAAGUGGGCAUCUGAGGAAGCGGACAAUAGAUCAAAUGAACUAUGUUUGGUUUUAAACGGAAGUGAUAAACUUAUGUAUGAUUCAUCCUGUUCGCUAUCAAGGCCUUUCGUUUGUGAACUUAAUGUUUGA
Mercenaria mercenaria is the source of this 384-nucleotide messenger RNA. RefSeq names its product C-type lectin BML-1-like. Bases 1 to 384 code for a protein of 127 amino acids. Lineage: Eukaryota; Metazoa; Mollusca; Bivalvia; Venerida; Veneridae. The transcript has a single exon. The record is from RefSeq and is a predicted model, not a curated record.